Molecule: messenger RNA, 1143 nt
Organism: Beauveria bassiana ARSEF 2860
Lineage: Eukaryota; Fungi; Ascomycota; Sordariomycetes; Hypocreales; Cordycipitaceae
Product: LysM domain-containing protein
Exons: 4
Coding region: 1-1143 (380 amino acids)
Source: RefSeq, a predicted model, not a curated record
AUGCGCAUUGCUACCAUUGCCGUCGCCCUAACUGCCGUCUCGGCGGCCACCGCGUACCAACAUCCCAGCAAGGUCCGUCGCGGCGAGACUCCCGACGGCAAAGUCGCGCCCGGCACCACGGACCAGUGCACAUACUACUUUACCACAGCGUCCAAGGACGACACCUGCAGCUUCAUCGAAGGCUAUUGGGGCAUCAGCCACAAGAACUUUGUCGAAUGGAAUCCCGCCGUCAAGGAUGACUGCUCCGGCAUCCAGAUUGGCUAUUCCUACUGCGUCGACGUCAACCACGGCGGAACCAUUACCUCGCCGCCAACGUCGACGCUCCCGCCCGUGCCAUCACCUACACUCGACGGCAUCGCCAAGGACUGCGACAAGUACCACCUGAUUGUCAAGGGCGACACGUGCGCCGGCGUCACGCAAAAGUACGGCAUCUCCAUGGACCAGCUCGUCGCGUGGAACAAGGCCGUCGACAAGGACUGCAACGGCUUCUGGGCCGCGUACUACAUUUGCGUGCACGUCGUCGGCGCGGGCACCACAUCGCCCGGGACCCCGACGCCCACCAGCGACCCGGUGCCGUCACCGCAUCAGACGGGCAUUGCUAAAGAGUGCGACAAGUUUUACCUAGUCACCAAGGGGGACACGUGCGACGGUGUGACGGCCAAGUUUGGCAUCUCCAAGGCUCAGCUCAUCCACCCGCCCACGUCGACGGGCCCGACGGCGCCCGGCCCCACGCAGUCGGGCAUCACAAAGGACUGCCGCGACUGGUACGUCGCCAAGUCGGGCGACUACUGCGACAAGAUUGUGCAGGGCUACUCCAACCUUGACAAGGACACGUUUAUCCAGUGGAACCCGGCCGUGGGCAAGGACUGCUCCUCCAUCUGGGUAAAGUACGCCUACUGUGUCGGAACCAAGAGUAAACCCGCCAAGCCGGUUACGCCGCCGACAGAGUGUGCGACGCCUCAUCCCACGCCCACGCAACCUGGCGCCAUUUGCAAGUGCAAAAAGUGGCAUCUCGUAAAGGACGGCGACAACUGCUGGGCGCUCAGCCAAAAGUACAACAUCUCCGAGGAUGACAUCAAAAAGUGGAAUCCCGGCACUCAAUGUAACCUCUGGGCCAAGUACAAUGUCUGUGUUGGAGCCUAG